Molecule: messenger RNA, 2283 nt
Organism: Owenia fusiformis
Lineage: Eukaryota; Metazoa; Annelida; Polychaeta; Sabellida; Oweniidae
Source: the annotation of a GenBank genome assembly
CAACAAAACAUUUCUAAUAUAAAUGUUUCGAGAAUGAUCGAUCCACAGACGACCUAUUUGGCAUGCGCAGUAAGCGUCGGUCUUUUACUUCCGUUUUCGUGUGAUUUGGUCAGAAUUUCAAACAUUCCUUCAAAAUGGGUAAAAUUAAUGGUGGAACUGUGGUGGAAAUGCAGGGCGAUGAAAUGACAAGAAUCAUCUGGGACCUGAUUAAGGAAAAGUUGAUAUUUCCAUAUGUGGAUCUGGACAUUAAGUUCUAUGAUCUCUCAGUUGAGAGCAGAGAUGCCACAGAUGAUCAAAUCACCAUUGAUUGUGCCAACGCUAUCAAGAAAUACAACGUUGGUAUCAAAUGUGCCACCAUAACUCCAGAUGAGAAUAGAGUUGAAGAAUUCAAAUUAAAAAAGAUGUGGCGUUCACCUAACGGUACAAUCAGGAACAUCCUAGGGGGCACUGUUUUCCGCGAGGCCAUCAUCUGUAAGAACAUUCCACGAUUAGUUACCACAUGGACUAAACCUAUUAUCAUUGGACGUCACGCUCAUGCUGAUCAGUAUAAGGCGACAGACUUUGUUGUCCCUAGUGAAGGGAAACUUGAGAUCAAGUUCACACCCAAAGAUGGUGGGGAGCCAAUAGAAUACAAUGUUUACGACUUUGCUAAUGGUGGCGGUGUUGCAAUGGCAAUGUACAAUACUGAUAAGUCAAUUGAGGACUUUGCUCAUUGUUCGUUCCAACUUGGAUUAGAGAAAGGCUGGCCCUUGUAUCUCAGUACCAAGAACACUAUAUUGAAGAAAUAUGAUGGCAGGUUUAAAGACAUAUUCCAGGAAAUUUAUGAAAAACAAUAUAAAUCAAAAUUCGAGGAAAAGAAAAUCUGGUAUGAACAUCGAUUGAUUGAUGAUAUGGUUGCUCAGGCGAUGAAAUCCGAGGGAGGCUUUAUAUGGGCAUGCAAGAAUUACGACGGGGAUGUGCAGUCAGAUUCAGUCGCUCAGGGCUAUGGAUCCCUCGGUAUGAUGACCAGUGUAUUAGUGUGUCCAGAUGGCAAGACAGUAGAGGCUGAGGCUGCCCAUGGUACAGUGACCCGGCACUAUAGGUUCCAUCAACAGGGCAAAGAAACAUCAACCAACCCUAUAGCUUCAAUAUUUGCCUGGACUAGAGGUCUGGCCCAUCGAGCAAAACUUGAUAAUAAUCCAGCUUUAGCUACAUUCUCAACCAACCUUGAGGCCACAUGCAUAGAAACCAUAGAGGCAGGUUUCUUUACCAAGGAUCUAGCAAUCUGCAUUAAAGGCCUUGCCAAUACUGAAAGAAAGGAUUAUUUGAACACUUUUGAGUUCUUAGACAAACUAGCUGAAAACCUAGGGAAGAAGAUGGCACAAUGACUAUCCAACGCAAAGUUAUAGAACAGUCCUCGUAUUUCACGCAAUGUUAAAGAACACACCUCGUAUUUUAUACAAAGUUAUAGAACAAUCCUUGUAUUUCAUUGUAUUGUAUUCCACGCAAAGUUAUGCAACAUUCCUCAUAUUUCAUACAAAGUUAUAGAACAAUCCUCAUAUUUGACUCAAAGUUAAAGAAAACAGUACUUGUAUUUCACACUCAACAAAAUAUUGAUUAACUUGAAGCAACAUCGAAGUAAAUGUGGUAAUAUUCACAGAUGGGAAGUGUCCAAGAGUUUAUAAAAGACCCCACGAUGGUAUGUGCUUUGCUUCUGAUAUAUUGUUAAUUAAAUAUGUACAAGCACACGCUACAAUGACUUUGCAGGGGUCAUAGUCUCUUGUAUACUGCUUACGAUAUAAGGCACAUAUCAUGCCUCUGGUGAGUCGCUCAAGUUUACCAACCUGUUUUGUUUGGAUAGAAGAGAGUGAAGGGUUGAGGGUGGGGGCGGGGGGGAUGGUUGGAGACAUUGACACUAGAAUAGUAUGAUAUUUAUAAAUGCUAUAAAAUCUACUUAUGGUAUAAAUUUACAUAUACCUGUAUUUAAUUAUACAAUUUAUAGUCUUCCUUAUAGGAAUAUAGAAGCAAUUGUGUGAGAUUCAUUUAAUUUAAUAGUUUUAAUUUAUUCAUAAUUCUGACAUGCCAAUAUCACCAGUUUAAUAGCUAUGGAAUAUAUAUGAUUUAUUAUUAAUAUUUUUGGUUAGUUUAUCUGUUUAUACACAAAAAUCAAAAUCUUUCAUCAUAUACAGCUUGAAGAUACUAGAAAAAUAUUUUUUAGGUGCCAUUGGUAAAACAAUUUUCUGGUAUUUCUGUUUAGUGCAGAUUGUCUACGUCAAAAUUGUUCACCUUUAUAGAUUAUCUUUG